AUAGGAGAACUGACAAGUGCCAACCAUGUACAUCUACAUUUACAGAGGAAAGUGUCCCUUGGAAAGCAAUCAUUUUAUUGGUGCUGUUACUAAAGAUCUGCAUUGUUAUGUUAGCAAUACCACCAGAUGCAUUUAGUGACUCAUAUCUCAGAGAAAUGGUGCAAGUAGAAAAUCUGACUGGAGAUUUUACUCUAUUCUUCAUCAAUGGUGCUAAACUUUCAGUAUAUGACCUCCUAUGGCAUGUACUGCAGUCAUUCCUUGCUGGAUUAGGAAUAUGUUAUAUUGGGGUCACAGUGACCUACUUUGACAGUUUAAAACCAGGGAUUUGUCCUCCAUCACCCUUGUCACCUAGGAAAUAUAGGGCUUUAUCUGGUCAUACAUUCCAUAGCAGCUACAUUAUGGCAAUACUGAAUGGUGCUAUGACAUUCUUCUAUUUAUUGUGGGAGCAGCGAUCUCAGUAUUUUUAGGAGUCAACUGAUUUUUAGUUCAUAUUUUGGAGUCAUAGUACAUGGGUAUUUUUUAUCAUGUGAAUCAUUUAAAUCCCUCCUCCAGAAUACAAGGAUUGGAGUCUGUUUUACACAAUAAAUAAGAUAACGUUUCAGGAUAUAUUUGCUAUUUAUAUUUUAUAAGAUCUAAGAAUGAAACCAUUUUAAUUAAAGUGGAAUAUUUAUUUAUAUGUAUUGUAGUUAC
Molecule: messenger RNA, 690 nt
Organism: Owenia fusiformis
Lineage: Eukaryota; Metazoa; Annelida; Polychaeta; Sabellida; Oweniidae
Source: the annotation of a GenBank genome assembly